AUGGCAUCCAGAAAUGUGCUAGGCGCGUCUCAGGCCGUUGUGACCUUGGUUACGCAUAAUACAAAAGAGUCUAAGAGUACUGACAAGAGAGACUCCUUGGUUGCCUACGAGAAGCAAUGCCAGGCCCGAUGGCGUGACGCUACCGCUUUCGAGUCCAACGCCCCCUCCGCCGCCGCCGUUGACGCCGACCUGCACGCCCUGCACCCCAAGUUCCUCGCAACCCAUGGCGUAUCCGUACAUGAAUGGAACGCUGCACGCUGGCCACGCAUUCACCGCGACAAAGACCGAGUUUUACUUCGGCGCGAGGACGUGACCCAGUUCACGGCGAAGAAGAGCAAGGCAGGCGCCAAGUCGGUCAACAUCAAGUAUCGGUUCCAGAUCAUGCAGUCUCUCGGAAUUCCAACGCCGCUCAUCCACCGCUUCGUCGACACCAAGUUCUGGAUGCAGCACCUGCCGCCACUUUGCCAACAGGACCUCUCCGAUCUGGGCUGCCGGAUCGAUUGGCGGAGGUCCAUCGUCACCACCGACGUCAACCCUUGCUACGAUGCCUUCGUCCGCUGGCAGAUGAAUCGCCUCAAGGAAUUGGACAAGAUCAAGUUUGGUCGGCGGAACACCGUGUACUCCCCGAAGAAUGGCCAGCCAUGA
Messenger RNA from Lasiodiplodia theobromae, 645 nucleotides. RefSeq names its product Leucyl-tRNA synthetase. Lineage: Eukaryota; Fungi; Ascomycota; Dothideomycetes; Botryosphaeriales; Botryosphaeriaceae. Gene Ontology annotation, molecular function: leucine-tRNA ligase activity; ATP binding. Gene Ontology annotation, biological process: leucyl-tRNA aminoacylation. The coding region runs from base 1 to 645 and encodes 214 amino acids. The transcript has 3 exons. The record is from RefSeq and is a predicted model, not a curated record.